Messenger RNA from Cottoperca gobio, 5938 nucleotides. Its product is annotated as muscleblind-like protein 2a. Gene Ontology annotation, cellular component: cytoplasm; nucleoplasm. Gene Ontology annotation, biological process: regulation of RNA splicing. The record is from RefSeq and is a predicted model, not a curated record. Gene Ontology annotation, molecular function: metal ion binding; RNA binding. NCBI's taxonomy places the organism in Eukaryota, Metazoa, Chordata, Actinopteri, Perciformes, Bovichtidae.
CUUCUGCUUCCUGCCUGCCUGCCUGCCUCGCUCGCUUGCUCCGUGGCUGAGAGAGAGAGAGAGACAUCGAGAGAAAAUCCCUGUCUAGGCAUGGACCUCCGGCUGCAACACUCAGCAGCUCGCGAGGAAUGACAACAGUUCACAUGGUCAUUAACUCCAGUCGCAGAGGCUGAAGGGAAAGCUGCACUGUAGCUCAGUGUCACUGAAGCACCGGGUGCCUCCUGCGUUCGGGACAGCAGACAGACAGAGGCACACAGCAGAGCUACGGGACCCAGUGAAACGAGAUCACUGACAGACAGUGCCUUGUGAGACAACAUCCUUACUUGAAGAUCCCUGGGGGUUUCUGAAGCGCUCCAGAUUUUCUUCCUUCUGCAGUGGUGAUAGGACCCAAACACCCUUGACCUGCUCAUUUGUCCUUACCUGUGCUCAGUGUGAAGAAAUCCUAAGUGAAGCGGUGGAGCUACUGUACUGCUGGCCAAGGUGCCAAAGCUCAGAGAGCGUAGGUACUCAAGACUUUAAUAGUAAGCCACAAACUUUGCGUUCCAAACUGUCCAUUGCAUCUCAAAAUAGCAUCACUUUUACUCCCCAGCAUCCACCCUUGUACAGAUAUCAUCACUCAUACAAAGGUCACAUUUGGGGACAUUGGUCCAACCCGUAGAGCGUGUCUCUGAGCAUGCCCCCUUGGCCUUGUCAGAGGUCUGCACCUGAGACUUACUGAUUGAUGAACAAUUAGCUGUGUCACUGACAAACUCCACAACAGCAGUGCAGUCCCAUGCUCCGGUCACAGAGACUUUGCCAGUCCAUUGCCUCCACUUCCCUGUCCGCAAGGACAAACCUCAUCCACUGACCUGAAGCAGAGCAUUUAUAGCUGCAUGUUCCAUCAGUUUUAGUUGUUGUGCGUUUAAUUUUUUUACUUGGAACACUCUGAAACACCUCCUCAGAGGAUUAGCCUCCUCCUAAAACCAGGUGGCUCCACUCCACUCCAGCUCCACAGCCUGUGCUGCUGACAUGGCUCUAAACAUUGCCUCGAUACGGGACACAAAAUGGCUGACCCUGGAAGUGUGCCGGCAGUUUCAGAGAGGGACUUGUUCACGCAGUGAUGAGGAAUGCAAAUUUGCCCACCCACCCAAAAGCUGCCAGGUGGAGAACGGGAGGGUGAUCGCCUGUUUUGACUCGUUAAAGGGCCGUUGCACACGAGAGAACUGCAAAUACCUCCACCCGCCCGCUCACCUGAAGACCCAGCUGGAGAUCAACGGGCGAAAUAACCUGAUCCAGCAGAAGACAGCAGCCGCCAUGUUGGCUCAGCAGAUGCAGUUCAUGAUCCCCGGCACCACCAUGCAACCCAUGCAGUCGUUUCCAGUCAGCCAGGGUCUGGGAUCCAGCGCAGGUUUGAGCUACGCACCCUACCUGACUCCCAUGUCCCACAGUAUGGGCCUGGUGCCCACAGACAUCCUGCCCAACAGCCCCUGUAUGGUCCCCGGCAGCCCGCCUAUCUCCGUGGCGGCGGCUUCCUCCAACCAGAAACUGCUGCGUACCGACAAGCUGGAGGUUUGCCGCGAGUUCCAGCGGGGCAACUGCGCUCGCGGGGAGACCGACUGCCGCUUCGCUCACCCCAGCGACAGCCCCAUGAUCGACACCAGCGACAACACGGUCACCGUCUGCAUGGACUACAUCAAGAGCCGCUGCUCCCGCGAGAAGUGCAAGUACUUCCACCCCCCAGCCCACCUGCAGGCCAAGAUUAAGGCCGCCCAACACCAGGCCAACCAGACAGCUGUGGCUGCACAAGCCGCAGCCACAGCUGCAGCCAUGACUCAGUCGACUGCCAAAGCAAUGAAGCGACCCCUCGAGGCAACUGUAGACCUGGCGUUCCCCCACGGCAUCCUCCAGCCCCUACCAAAGAGACAAGCACUUGAGAAGUGCAACGGCUCCCUGUUCAACCCCAGUGUUUUGCACUACCAGCAGGCGCUGGCCAACGCACAGCUCCAGCAGUCCGCUUUCUUUCCCACAGUCCCCAUGAUGUACAGUGCUGCGCCUGCUACUGUCUCUGCAGCAACAACUCCUGCCACAAGUGUCCCCUACGCAGCAACAGCACCAGCCAAUCAGAUUAUCCUGAAAUAAGUUUCAGGAAGGGAACAGAGUGUCACGAAGCUGCACUAGGAAACCCAAAACAGCUCCUGUGUAAAUACUACCUUACCUCUCCCAUAGAGGUCCAGCAACCUGCAUGCUAAGAGUGUAACACUUCAAUUUAACCGUAAGAACUGCAGUGCCGGUGUAACACACACAUAAAAAAUAAAAUAAAAAAAAAGAUAUAUAUAUAUACUGUAUGUAUUGCUAGAAAAAAAAAAACUAUUAACUUGAAAAAGUCAAAAAUAUUCUUAUGUAUAGCUACAUACAUAGCGGACACACUAUAGAGGUCAUAACAACCGUUCUCCCAAAGUACCGUCGACCCCCUCUCUUUCAUAUUUAUUCUAAAAACCGCUGCACAAUGUUCAUCCCUUUGGUUGGUAAAGAAACCCGCUUGAUUUGCACUAUACGAGACAUAUAGUGCUUAAUGCGUGAGUGGAAAACAGGAAGAGUCACAGAAAACCCGUGCACAACCGCACCAACGCUCUCGGCGCUUUGCGGUCUUUGCUUUCCUCUCCGCAAAGUUGAAUGUCCUCGAGGUGGACAGGCUCACGUUUUGUUCAUGUGACUGUCCCUGCGAGGGUGACCCCCCUCAUCUGCCCCAGAUGCUGUCGAGAUGCCACGAUGAAGCUCAUCCUCCCCCCUGCCAACUUUUCAUCUCCGGAAACAUCUUGCCAAAGUUGAAGAGGUCGGUGGAAUCAACCUGCCAGAAAGCAGAGCCACAUGCUAACACCCCGAUACUUCUUUUUUCUUUCUCUUUUCACCAUUGCGAAAGCUGCUCACGACGCACCCUUUAUUUGUUUCGGUGCUGGGUUCAGUUCUUUGUUCAGGAGGGGCGGUGGGAUAGAUUGUGCACGGAUUUCUGCAUGCAGUCGGGACUGGGGAAGACAGUGCCCAGUGUUGACAGAAGAUAGUCGUGGCCAUUACCGAAAAAAGCCUGAAGGCUUGGGUCUGUGCCAAGGGCUUAACAAAGCUUGAGGGUUCGUUCCAGACAUACCAAGCCUUGUGUGUGUGUGUGUGCAUGUGUGUUCGUAUCUGGAGACGGAUGGUCUGCCGGCAGACUGGGACUUUAAGCGAGGUCUAGCAGGUGAUGGCAACACCGGGCCUGGUUGGAGAGGUUUUUGGGGGGUGGGUGAGGGACUUAAGUGCUAAGACUAAAUAAAAAAAACGGUGCAUUUGACGACGCUCGUCAAGCAAAAAGAUGACUUGAACUACGACUGGAGGGCUAUCUGUGACCGUCGGUUGUCCUGUCCAACCCUACUAUCACCGAUAAUCCUGUUCCAUUUUAGAAAACUGUAGAAGUGCCUAAAAAAUGCUCAUCGACAACACAUUCAUCCAGAGUGAAUCACUAAAAGUCACAGACACGACACGCCGGCUGUCAGAAGCUACAUGGACUUUUUCGGGGAAGACAUCACAUUUCGCGAGCGGUUACUGGGAAACCCGGCAACCGCUCAUUAACAUCACAAGUGACUUUAUCGAGACAAAAGAAGUUAAAGAAACGACAAAUCAAAAAUAGCUUUGUAGAAUGUUUGGUGACUUUCACGGCGUACCAUCGUUUCUUACCAUGGUUUGUGUAGUUUACAUGAGGAACGUGAGUGAGAAAAAAAAUGUUAUUGUAAACUGUGUAAUGUAUGUAAAGUGUCUCUUAUUUUGAGAGUUUAUAUUCAUGGUUCUAGAAAUGUAUUCAAAGUUAUUUAAAAAUUUGUGUUGUGUCUACUAUCAAGGUAUUUUUGAACGCCCCACAAACCCUCCACCAUCUCCACCUCCACCCAGAACAAUCAUUUGUCUUUUAGCCAAGAUUAUUAUUUUCAGACCAACCCUCUCAUUAAUUUUUGCAUAUUUUGAAUAGCGUGUUUUAACUCGUACUAAAUCUUAUUUCCCAUAUUUCAACAAUUCUGAUGUAAUUUCAUGGUGCUCGAGUAACAUUGACAAUCCACAAUCACACCUUUGAACAAGAGUGUCUCACUCUGGUUUCACUUUUGUGGUCUCAUCCACUCUGAUUGUCUCCACGUUCUGAUUUGUAUGUAAUAUUCGUGGAAGGUGGUAAAAGUUUUUAUUUUGUUGUAAUUUAUCUUACGUUACUCUUGGUCAAAUUUUAGUCAAAAACAAUGUUGUUAACUAUUCUAUUUUGAAAUGAAUGUAAUUUAUUGAGCUGUGCUACGUUCUGCACGGUUGGUCAUUUCAAGGUCUGACCUGUGAGGUCGACCAAUGAGAAGUCGCACACACGUCUGAGGGGUGGGGCUUAAAGGUCAACCCACCAAUGGAAAGCUCCUGGAUCUUUCUUGCCUUCUCAUCGAUCAAAAGAUCACGGUGUUGCAGUAAUGAGCAUAGUUAUAGAGUUGCUUGUGUUGUUGGAAAAAAAAUGUUUCUUGUAUAGAUGACAUUUUACCAAAAAAAAAAAGAGAAGAAAAUUUCAAAAAAGAUGUACUUUUCACUCUAGUAUAAUAGUAUUUCAUAACAAUAUUAAGUUGUUGCAAUUACUAAAGUUCGGUAUUUUUGUAAAUGACAUUGUUAAGUUGAUUUUUUGUUUGUUUUUGCUAGAACACUGUACACAAGGUAGAUUGUAAAGAAGAUAUGAACAUUUCUUAUUCUUCACUGAGAUUAUGACCUAAUAUUUUCAUUAGCAAAUAACAGCCUGUAUAGUGCUGUGACUGUAACACUUAAAUAGAUUUAAAGUCAUCAAUGUUACGUAGAUUAUAUAUAAAUAUAUAUAUAUAAGAACUAAAUAAUCUAUAAAUUAAGAUGUACAACUCUUCCCCAGACAAAGGACCUUUAGGUUCCACACUGAGACUUUUUAUUUGAGGCGUAUGUAUCACUAGAGUUAAGGAUUGCACUUUUCAUAUUGUUUAAAGAUGUGAUCUGUUUUUCAUUUCCUUUAAGGGUUGAGACCUUCCUGCACCCUACAGUAAAUCUGUUUAUCAAUCAAAAGCAGACUCCACCGGUAAAUAACUUUAACUCAACAUGUUGCAUGAGGAAACAAUAUUUUCUUUUCUUACUAAACGAUAACGUACUGAAUGUUUCUAGUGGGAAAAAAAAGAAGUCUGUACACAAAAAAGUCCUCAUUUGGUGACCCACAAUGCCCUUGUGUAUGGAGUCCUCUUGAGGUGUAAUGUUUUUUUGUUUUUGUUUUUAAAUGUGUUGGCAAUGAUUGACAGAUGGAAAAAGAAAAAUGUAAGCACUUUCUGAGCAGUUGGUCAACUGAGCAGACUCAGCUUAUCCAAACACUUUGCCUUAUCUUGAGUCCAUCGUGCUUAAGGUUUUAUGUUUUUAAGAGCUCUUAUGAAAUUUAUUAAAGAGACUUGAUCUCUUUUCUCGAAUCCCUUCUCAGUUUAAUUUCAAAUAUGUAUCUUUAUAUCUAAAGUCAUUUUUUAGGGUUUUAAUGUGCGCAUCACAAGGCCAAAAGAGGGGGGGGGGGGCGGGGGCUGCAACAGAGUGAACAGUCAUUGAUCUCUUCUUCUGGCCUCCAAAAAUACGUAGUGAGAUGUUUUUUUGUUCGGAGCUUGUACUUCACAGCUUUAGCCAGCAGAGGGCGCUACACUGGAGACUGCAGGUUUUGAAUUGUGACUGCCUGUGCCAUCCAUGUUGCGGUGUACCCCACCAACAAAGUAAAGACAUAAAGAUAAAUUGACAAGAAGAGACCCUCAUCGGAUUUAUAGUUUCAAUGUAAUCAUUUUUAAAUGUGUUCUUUUUUUUUUCUUUUUUUCUUUUUGCAUAUAUUUUGUGCUAUUUUAUGUUUCUAUAGUCAAAUGUUUCUUUGGUUCCAGCAAGAUAGUGUAAAAUCUAUUGAAAGAAAGAAAUAAAAAAAUCAAAGAAA